Liolophura sinensis is the source of this 1516-nucleotide messenger RNA. RefSeq lists its product as uncharacterized. The record is from RefSeq and is a predicted model, not a curated record. The transcript has 4 exons. NCBI's taxonomy places the organism in Eukaryota, Metazoa, Mollusca, Polyplacophora, Chitonida, Chitonidae. The coding region runs from base 116 to 1093 and encodes 325 amino acids. Gene Ontology annotation, cellular component: cytoplasm. Gene Ontology annotation, molecular function: biotin--[biotin carboxyl-carrier protein] ligase activity.
AGUGGUCAGUGCAUCCCGGCUCGCAUGGGUUUUGGCAAAUUGCCUGUAUUUAGUAAGCUGUUAGUGUUGUAUACUAUAUACAUGGUGUAAAAGACAGCAGAAGGCGUUUGUCUGAAUGUUCUUGUGUGGGAAUGAUAACUUGGCAUUCACUGAUUCUUUGGACAUCUUUGGCCGAGCCUUGACAAGUUUGAGGAUGUCAGGGAGUGACAGGAGUAAGACAAAAGUGUAUGUGUACAGUGGGUUGGGAUGUUCUGACAUGAGUUCAUCUAUGCUUCAGGCAGCUCUUGAUAAACAUGUGGACCUCAACAUUCAUCAAGUGGAACCCAUUUCUGGGGAGAAAAUAAUAAAUGGUACCUGGAGAACAGAUGCAGCACUGAUGAUAUUUGGAGGUGGAUUUGACCUUGGGUUUAUUGAGUCUCUGGGAAAGAAGGGUGUCCAGUCAGUCCAUGACUAUGUAUGGGCCGACGGUGGGGCAUACCUGGGUUUAUGUGCUGGAGGCUAUUUCGCCUGUGACAGUAUCGCGUUUGACAAGGCAGGGCCAUUAGAAGUAUGUGGAGAAAGACACCUCAAGUUCUAUCCAGGUCAAGGUAUAGGGCCAGCUUACCCAGGGUUUGAGUACAAGUCCAAUAAGGGUGCUGUGGCAGCUUCGACAGACUUCUCUUGCCAUCAGCCAUUGGGUAAACUGGGGACAAUCUGCCUCUACACUGAUGGAGGGGGCUACUUCACUGGCCAUUCAAAAAAUGGAGACAAAAAAACAGCCAGUGAUGGAGCAGAGAAAUGGAAUGAGAAGCCCGAUUCCAGUGAAGGUGUGUCAAAUGGCAUAGAUGUAGAACGGGUCAAGGUUGAAGUUCUUGCUCAAUUCCAGGAUCUGCCAAAUUCUCCUGCAGCCAUUGUUAAGUGCCAUGUAGGGAACAGAGGUGGAAAAGCCAUCCUAUCAGGUGUUCAUUUCGAAUAUUUUCCUGACAAGCUUGUACCUGGAGAAAAGUUUUUAUCUCCAUCUGUAGUGAGCAAAUUAUUGGCCUGUGAUGAGGAAAGACAACUCUUGCUUGUUUCACUUCUCAGUGACUUGGGACUGAACAUCAGGAAGCAGUAAUAAUUUACCACUGCACUAGAUCUUGUUUGAAGUAGAAACAUUGCGUUAUUUAAAAACAUUCCUAUCUGUUUUUCAACAAGAUGGUACAGUAUUCUGUAUAAGAGAUAAAUGCCCAUGCACUGUGAUAGAUUCCACAUCAAGAAAUCUCAUUUUGUCUUAACUUUUGUGCCAAAAAGAUAACAUUGCACUUAUUGAACUUUUGUCAGUCUUAAACAGUUACUUUAUUUCCCUAACAGAACAAAUGUUACCUCAAAUGAGUCACUCACCCAAGAAAUAGCAACUCAGAAAGAGAUAAAAUACUUUACACCUUUGUAUAUUUGUGUAUUUAUUGUGUUUAUGUGGUGCUAAACUUCUCUAUAUUUGUUCAAGUUUAUGUCUACACAUUGUCAUAUCAUUGUUUUUCGAUUACUUUCUCUGGCAGAA